GAUUGUGUUCGUUCUCUCUUCCUUGUGCAUCCUUGGAAAGGCCAUCCAUGAUCUGGCUACCAGGAUGCCCCCAGAAGUGGAUGACUUCCUCUUCAGUGUGUCUAUAGUGAGUGGGCUCACAUGUGCUGUGCUGGCUGUGGCCAAGUUCAUGCUGGGAAGAGUGCUGACUAGCCGGGCACUCAUCACUGACGGGUUUAACUCUAUGGUCGGUUCUAUUAUGGGAUUUUCCAUUUUGAUUAGCGCAGAGGUCUUCAAGCACCAUGCUGACGUCUGGUUUCUGGAUGGCACCAUUGGAGUUCUCAUUGGACUCAUCAUUUUGGCAUAUGGCGUCAAGCUCCUGAAGGAUAUGGUGCCCCGUGUGAGGCAGACGAGGAACUACGAACGUUUUGAGUGAGAGUGUGUUUUUGACCAGACGAGCAGGUUCAAACACACACCAUCCACACAGCUGGCUGCCUCCUGCCCUCCGCCCUCUUCUCUCUGUCUUUCAUACACACCUUAACACACAUUUCGCCUGCAUAUGCAGCACAUACAGACUCCAUGUUCUCAUAAACACAAAUAUACAUGUGCUGUAUAAACUGUACAAAGUACAUUCAUACAUUCUGACAAAUACACAUGCAUGCACACACAUACACAGACGUCUGAGAGACUUUGAGGGACAGGGAUGUGAUUGAAGAGCACAUUCUGGAGAGAAAACACUUCAAUUACAUUUUUUUCCCGCUCUUCUUCACUUUUUCUCCAUGAGACCACUAGUUUAAAUAUUACAACUAGAGUAGGGAAAAGGCCAAAGAGUUGAGCUUCCGGGCUUUGGAUUUGUUCGACCUGAAGAUAGUUGCUGCUUAGAUGGCAUCAUUCACAUCAACACAGUUUUCACACUGUAGGAGACUACAGUUUGUUGAUUUUUCCUUGUACGUUCAGCCAUUGUUGUGGUGGGCAUAUUGGGGAUCAAAAUCAAAAUUUUUCAAAUGAUGCAGAUUUUAGUCAAAUGAGAAAUAAAGUAUGUUUCCCAAUGCAAUUUACUUGAGAAAACAUAUGAUGAACAUUGUAGGAUUUUCAUUUGUCACCCUAUUAAUUAGGAAUACAUACUCUGGGUAGAGCUGAGGGCAGCUCAUUUUAUUAUUAUUAUUUCUAGUUAUUGUUAGAUACAAGUGUUCCUUUCCUAAAUCAGACAAAGAGUCCCUGUCAAAAGAGGAGGAUGUAGAAAGCAGGGAAAAGAGGACUUAGACAGAGAGCAUAUGAGAUGUACAUACUGAGUCAGCAAACACUGCUUCAUCCAAAAGGUGAAAAGCAUCAGCGGACAGUUGGGUGAGGUCAGCCUUGAUCUAGAAACUCUACAUCUAAAAGCAAACAGCAGUUAAGAGCACAGAAGAUACUAAGGACAAACAUUUGCCAUAGGGUGGCUAUAAACCUAAAGUGCACAAGUCAUUUAUUUACAUUGCAUAGCCACCAGUACUGUAUGUACUGUACCCAAGCACAAAUUAACUAACUUCUCUGGUGUUUGUUGGUGACAGUUUAGCACAAUGGGUCAUUAAAGAAGUAAUUGGAGGGCCUUUUAUGUCUUUAGUAUCUGAUUUUACACGUUUCAUUGCCAUAUAUUGUACAUAUCGUUUUACUUGUUUACAAAAACAAACACUUGAGUCAGUUAUUAACUGAAAUCCAUUCAGUAUCUUUGUUUGUUUUUUUUUUCU
Messenger RNA from Plectropomus leopardus (leopard coralgrouper), 1685 nucleotides. The record is from RefSeq and is a predicted model, not a curated record. NCBI's taxonomy places the organism in Eukaryota, Metazoa, Chordata, Actinopteri, Perciformes, Serranidae.